UUCCUGUACCUGGUAAUGGAUUACUACGUGGGCGGAGACCUGCUGACGCUCCUCAGUAAGUUCGAGGACCGCCUCCCGGAGGACAUGGCCCGGUUCUACGUGGCCGAGAUGGUUCUGGCCAUCAGCUCCGUCCACCAGCAGCACUACGUCCACAGGGACAUCAAACCGGACAACGUCCUCCUGGACGUCCACGGACACAUCCGCCUGGCGGACUUCGGCUCCUGUCUGCGUCUGAUGGAGAACGGAACGGUCCAGUCCUCGGUGGCGGUCGGGACCCCGGACUACAUCUCCCCGGAGAUCCUGCAGGCCAUGGAGGACGGGCAGGGCCGCUACGGGCCGGAGUGCGACUGGUGGUCUCUGGGGGUCUGCGUCUACGAGAUGCUGUACGGAGAGACCCCCUUCUACGCCGAGUCCCUGGUGGAGACCUACGGCAAGAUCAUGAACCACCAGGAGCGGUUCCAGUUCCCCUCCCAUGUGACUGACGUGUCCCUGGAGGCCCGGGACCUGAUCCAGAACCUGCUGUGCUCCCGGGACCGCCGCCUGGGUCUGAACGGGAUCUCGGACUUCAAGAGCCACGCCUUCUUCUCAGGGAUCGACUGGGACCACAUCCGGUCCGCCGAGGCCCCCUACGUCCCCGACGUGUCCUCCCCCACCGACACGUCCAACUUUGACGUGGACGACGACGUCCUGAAGAACCCCGAAGUGUCUCCUCCUCCGUCGCUCUCCGGCUUCACCGGGCAGCACCUCCCCUUCGUGGGCUUCACCUUCACCACCGGCAGCCGCUUCUCCGACCGCAGCCAGGGGGCGGGGGGGGCGGGGGGGGCGGCAGAGGAGGGCGGGGCAGGGGGCGGGGCAGGAGGCGGGGCAGGAGGAGGGGCAGGAGGAGGGGAGGUGGAGGCUUUUGAGAAGAGGAUCCUCCGACUGGAGAAGGAGAAACAGGAGCUGCACCAGAAACUACAGGACCUCCCUCAGGAGAAGGAGGUGAAGAAGCUGAGUGAGGAGAUCGAGCGGCUGAAGAAGAAGCUGGCAGACUCUGAUAGGCUGGAGACCCAGCUGGAGGAGGCGGUCUCCCUCAGGCAGGACUACGAAAGCUCCGCCUCCAGAGUGAAGACACUGGAGAGACAGGUGAAGACGCUGCGGCAGGACAAGGACGACGUCCACAAGCAGCUGACCGAGUCCCUGGACCGGCUCCGGACCCAGACCCGGGAGCUGAAGGAGGCGCACUCCCAGAGGAGGCGGGCCCUGCAGGAGUUCUCGGAGCUGUCGGAGAACCUGGCCCAGCUGAGGGGGGACCGGACCCGGCUGAGCCGCCAGCUCCGGGACAGGGAGGACGAGAACCAGGUCCUGGUCCAGAGGGCCGAGGCCAGCCGGCAGGAGGCCCGCGGCGCCGAGGAGGACCGCAAGGAGAUGGAGGUCCGGCUGGAUGCGGUCCAGGCGGAGGUCUUGAAGGAGCGGAAGCUGAGGGAGCACAGCGAAGUCCAGAACCAGCAGCUGGAGGCGGAGCUCCAGAGCCUAAAGGGUCGGGGAGCGGCCUCGCGGGGCAGCGAGGUCCAGCCGGAGCUGUCCCGCCUGAAGGCGGAGCUGGACCAGAAGGUCCGGUUCUACGAGGAGGAGCUGCUGAGGAGAGACUCCGCCCACAUGAGCGAGAUCAAGACCCUCCGCAAGGACCUGCAGGAGUCCCAGGAGGCCCAGCUGUCCACCAACCGGGACCUGCUGCAGCUCCGGGACAAGCUGGACCAGGCCAGGACCGACAGGCAGUGGGAGUUGGACGAAUCAGUUUCUGCUUUGAAAGAAAAUCAUGAUCGAGAAAAGAAACUUCUGAUAGAAGAAAACCGGAAACUAACGACAGAAAGUGACAAGCUCCUGUCCCUGGUGGACUCCCUCACCGUUCAGACCCAGCAGCUGGAGGAGCAGCUGCAGCAGAUCUCCUCCAAGAAGGAGAGCGUGGCGCACUGGGAGGCGCAGAUCACCGAGAUCAUCCAGUGGGUCAGUGAUGAGAAGGACGCCCGGGGCUACCUCCAGGCUUUGGCCUCCAAGAUGAACGAGGAGCUGGAGACCCUGCGAGGCUCCAACCUGGGGAGAACAACGGACCCGCUGUGGAAGCUGCGGCGCAGCCAGAAGCUGGACAUGUCGGCGCGCCUGGAGCUGCAGUCGGCGCUGGAGGCGGAGCUCCGGGCCAAGCAGCUGGUCCAGGACGAGCUGCGCCGGGCCAAGGAGGCCGGCCUGGGCCUGGAGAGGAAGCUGCAGGAGUCGGAGCAGCAGCGCCGGCGGGCGGAGCAGCAGCUGGACAGCCUGAGGAGGGAGGUGGAGGACGGACAGCCGGCCAGAGGUCUGAAGCUUCCGGACUUUAAGGACUCCAUCUUUGAGUACUUCAACACGUCUCCUCUGGCUGCAGACCUGAGCUUCAGGGCGGGUGACUUUGACUCCUCCCCACCGAAAACAGAGACGCCGUCCCCGUCCUCUGCUGCUUCUGAGCACGAGGAGGUUCAAGCCCCGCCCCCCCCUGCUGCCCCGCCCACCAGUGUCCAGAACUCAGCAAAGCCUCGCUCUCACCAGCUCAGCAUCCGGAGCUUCUCCAGUCCUGCUCAGUGUUUCCACUGCAGCUCUCUGAUGGUCGGUCUGACCCGGCAGGGCUACGGCUGUGAGGUCUGCUCCUUCGUCUGCCACGCCUCCUGCAGAGGCCACGCCCCCCCGGUCUGUCCAAUCCCAGCAGAGCAGAGCAAGCGGCCGCAGGGCGUGGACGUCCAGAGGGGCAUCGGGACGGCCUACCAGGGCUACGUCAGGGUCCCGAAGCCCAGCGGAGUGAAGAAAGGCUGGCAGCGCGUCUUCGCCGUCGUCUCCGACUGUAAACUCUUCCUCUACGACGUCCCGGAGGGGAAGUCCUCCCAGCCGGGGGUGGUGGCCAGCCUGGUCCUGGACCUGAGGGACGAGGACUUGUCUGUCAGCUCGGUUUUGGCCUCUGACGUCAUCCACGCCACCAGGAAGGACAUUCCCUGCAUCUUCAAGGUCAGCCGGUCCCCGCCGCUGUCCCCCCUGGGUUCCGUGUCGCUGCUGGUUCUGGCGGAGAGCGAGCUGGAGAAGCGGCGCUGGGUCCGGGUCCUGGAGAGCCUGCAGAACCUCCUGACCCAGAACCGGCUGCGGAACCGGCAGGUCCACGUCAUGCAGGAGGUGUACGACGCCUCGCUGCCGCUCAUCAAGAGCACGCUGUCCGCCGCCGUGCCGGAUCGAGAACGGGUCGUCAUGGGAACCGAGGACGGGCUGUUCGUGGUGGAGCUGAGCAGAGACGUGAUCGUCCGGGCCGUGGACUGUAAGAAGGUCCACCAGGUGGAGCUGGUCCCCCAGGAGCAGAUGGUGGUCCUGCUGUGCGGCCGGACCCGGCAGGUCCACCUCCACCCGUGGGCGGUGCUGGAGGGGGCGGAGCCAGCCUUCGACGUCAAGCUGCCCGACACCAAGGGCUGCACGGCGCUGGCGGCGGGGGCGCUGCGGCCCGGCGGCCCCGCCUGCCUGCUGGCCGCCGUCAAGCGCCAGGUCCAGUGCUACGAGAUCUCGCGGGCCAAGCCGCACCAGCGGAAGCUGUGGGAGGUGCAGGCGCCGGGCCCGGUGCAGUGGAUGGGCCUGGUCCGGGACCGGCUGGGUCUGGGGUACCCGUCCGGGUUCGCCCUGCUGGGCCUGCAGGGGGAGACGUCCCCCGUCAGCCUGGUCAGUCCCGGGGACGCCUCGCUGGCCUUCCUGGCCCAGCAGCCGCUGGACGCCCUGCACGCCGCCGAGGUCGGGUCCGGGACCGGGUCCGGGACCGGGUCCGGGACCGGGGAGCUGCUGCUCUGCUUCAGCCAGCUGGGACUCUACGUGGACGGACAAGGACGGCGCUCCCGGUCCCAGGAGCUGAUGUGGCCCUCAACUCCGCUGGCCUGCUGUUCUAACUCGUCCCACCUGACGGUCUACAGUGAGUACGGGUUGGACGUCUUUGAUAUUCAGACUUCUGAUUGGGUCCAGACUGUCCCACUUCGUAAGGUCCGUCCUCUGAAUGUUGAAGGGACGUUAAACCUCCUGAGUUCAGAACCUCCUCGUCUCGUCUACUUCAGCAGCAGCUGCUCAGAUGGGGACCUCAACAUCCCUGAGACGAGUGACCACAGCAGGAAGUUGAUGGUUCGAACCCGGAGUAAGAGGAAGUUUCUCUUUAAGGUUCCUGAAGAAGAACGACUCCAGCAGCGGAGGGAGAUGCUCAGGGAUCCGGAGCUCAGAUCUAAGAUGAUUUCUAAUCCGAUCAACUUCAACCACGUGGCUCACAUGGGACCAGGAGACGGCAUGCAGGUCCUGAUGGACCUCCCCCUGAGUGUGAUGUCUUCCUCUCAGGAGGACCCGGUUAAAGAUAAGCCCCGCCCACUGUCCAUUGUCUCUCGACAGCAGAGGAGCAGGACCAACAUGUCCCGCACAACGUCAGAUUUUGUGGGCGGGGCUUCAGUCCGCAGCCUGGGUGAUCCAGACCAGGACCAGGACCAGGAGCAGGACCUGGACCGAGAGCCGGACUCCGACUCCACCAAACAGUCCACCGCCUCCAACAGCUCCAGCAGCCCCCCCAGUCCCAACUCCCCCCCCCCACCGGGGCCAGCUGGACCCGGAGCCCUGACCCCCCACCGGCCCUGACCCCCCGCCGGGGCCAGCUGGACCCGGAGCCCUGACCCCCCACCGGGGCCAGCUGGACCCGGAGCCCUGACCCCCCACCGGGCCCUGACCCCCCGCCGGGGCCAGCUGGACCCGGAGCCCUGACCCUGACCCCCCGCCGGGGCCAGCUGGACCCGGAGCCCUGACCCCCCAGCGGGGCCAGCUGGACCCGGAGCCCUGACCCCCCACCGGGCCAGCUGGACCCGGAGCCCUGACCCCCCACCGGGGCCAGCUGGACCCCCCCCCACCCCUGUGUGAGUGUGUGUGUGUGUGUGUGUGUGUGGGUGUGUGGGUGUGUGGGUGUGUGGGUGGGAGUGUGUGUGUGUGUGUGUGUGUGUGUGUGUGUGUGUGUGUGUGUGUGUGUGUGUGUGUGUGUGUGUGUGUGUGUGUUUUAGAGGGAGUGUGUGUGUGGGGGGUGUCCUCCUUCACCCCUUCCGCUGCUUUUAGCUCUGCCCUUGGUUUUAGCCCCGCCCCUGAUUUUAGCUCCGCCCCUGGUUUUGGCCCCGCCCUGGUUUUGGCCCCGCCCCCUCCUGCCCGCUGGGACCAGGCGUCGACAGGACGUCUCACUCUGAUGGAAAAACACUGAAACUUUCUGAUGUUGAUAAAGUUGCACAUUUAACUGUUCUGUAGGUGAAACUGUCUUUGACUCUGUGUCUGAUGACCCCCAAUGACCCCCCCAUGACCCCCCAUGACCCCCGCCCCCCCGGCCGGGGGGUCACACUGGAACACUACUGCUUCGUCACGGUUUGAGGAUCUUUGUAACUUAAAAAGACAAAAUAACAAUAAAGCUUCCU
Messenger RNA from Salarias fasciatus (jewelled blenny), 5456 nucleotides. It is a transcript of the gene cdc42bpb, whose product is annotated as CDC42 binding protein kinase beta (DMPK-like). The record is from RefSeq and is a predicted model, not a curated record. Bases 16 to 4644 code for a protein of 1542 amino acids. Lineage: Eukaryota; Metazoa; Chordata; Actinopteri; Blenniiformes; Blenniidae. Gene Ontology annotation, biological process: peptidyl-threonine phosphorylation; actomyosin structure organization. Gene Ontology annotation, cellular component: cytoplasm; cytoskeleton. The transcript is spliced from 34 exons. Gene Ontology annotation, molecular function: ATP binding; protein serine/threonine kinase activity.